Messenger RNA from Vigna unguiculata (cowpea), 2076 nucleotides. RefSeq names its product B-box zinc finger family protein (gene BBX27). The record is from RefSeq and is a predicted model, not a curated record. Lineage: Eukaryota; Viridiplantae; Streptophyta; Magnoliopsida; Fabales; Fabaceae. Gene Ontology annotation, molecular function: zinc ion binding.
AUGGACCCCACUUCACCACAUCGCUCUUCCAUGCUGGAAAAGUUCCAUCUCUUCACUGUACACGUCACCUCCCCCAAUUGGGUAAAGCCUGCAACAACGCAUGACUCUUGUUGCUUCCUUCCCUUUCUUCUUCUUCACUGCACAACAAGAAUCCACACACCACAACCCACACUUUCCAAAAUUCACAACCCCUCUCUCUUUUUUCCCACAAACAAACACUUUUCGCUGCUUUCUCUUUGCUCUCUUCCACUUUUUAUUUAUUGGGAAACAGUCGUAGCUUGUAAACCUUCACAGGGCAACAACUGAUGCAAGACGAGAUUGCCUUUUGCAUAAAAGGACUCUGCAACCCUGCAUGGUAGCUGAGCUGAUAUCUGGAUCUUCUUUAUUUAAAUUGGUGUCUAUACAGUAUGCAGUUUUGUAAUCUCAGAGCCUUUUUCAUUAUUGGAAUUGAAGAUUAAGGAAAUGGAGAAGGUUUGUGAGUUCUGCACGGCCCUGAGGCCACUUGUUUACUGUAAAGCUGAUUCGGCAUAUCUUUGUCUAUCCUGUGAUGCGAAGGUGCAUUUGGCAAAUGCUUUGUCCGGCCGGCACCUCCGGAACCUUGUGUGUAACUCAUGUGGAGAUCGUGUUGCUUAUGUUGUAUGUUUGGACCACAAAAUGUUAAUCUGUCGAGACUGUGAUCAAAAGUUGCACAAUAAUUCUUUAUCACACCAGAAACGAGCUAUCAGAAGUUUCAUAGGUUCCCCUUCUGCUAAAGACUUUGCAGCACUCUGGGGGUUUGAAUUGAAUGAGAUUGAAAACUGUGCCAAUCAGGAUCAGUUUGAUUCAGUUUCUUGUGUUUCUGCGGAAUUGAAUGUAGCACAAGUCUCAGGAAAGCCUGACAUUCAAAAUGGGGUCCCUUCACUGCUAGCUGGGGCCAAACUUGAUGAGGGAUCGACCAGUCAACAAGGUCAGAUAUUGCACAAUCAUCAAGAGCGUCAAACUAUUGUGCAGCAGAUUAUUGAUCUAAAAUGGCUCCAACAAAUUGAGGAGAUUGAUUAUUCUGCAAAGAUCAGCAGGCUAAAAGAAAAAAAAUCAUCACCUUCAUUAUAUCACACUCUUAAGAAAUUGGACGAAAAAUUCAAUGGUCAAUCACAAAAUUCCCAGGAUUUGGCUACUAAUGUUCUGGAAAAAUACUGUCCUACUGUGGAGCCGAGUACAGAAACUGUGCCCUCUACUUUUUCUCAACUUGAUAAUUUAUCUUCAUCUUCUAUUAUCGAUCUUCCCUUGCAUGGAGAAUUGUUCUGGACGUGCAAAAGUCCACUUCGAAGUAAUCAGCUGUGGUCCCAAAAUAUUCAAGACCUUGGUAUAUGUGAAGAACUUGUUCGUCUGGAUGAUUUUAACAUCCCUGAUGUUGACUUAACUUUCCAAAACUUUGAUGAAUUAUUUGGAGGAGAUAAGGAUCCAAUUAGAAUAUUGUUUGAUGAUCAAGAUGUCUCCUGCUCUUCUUUAGAGAAGGAUAAGUCAAUCGACAAGUCAGAUAUUGACAAUCUAAGUGCAAUGGAGGAUUCUUCGGCUUCUGCAUCCAUUAAUCUCUCCCAAUAUGAUCAUGAGAACAAGCAUAUGAACCCUCUCGGCCAGUACUGUCCAAAAAGCAUGGAUCCUACGCAUGCGACUCAACCAUUUGAUUCAAAUAUACCCUUAUCUGUUUUGGGAUUCACUUUGGAAAGCAGUUUCACAGGUCAUGAGGACAGUGUCCUUUCUCCCUACAGUGAAGGGAAGGCUUAUUCAGGCAUGAGAAGCAAUUUCGACUUCUAUCCAGGAAACCUGGAGCUAAUGUAAGAAAGAGAGUGAAAGGCAUUGCUAUGACAGAAAGCAUUUGACUUUUGCAUAUUCAUGCUGUAGAUAUCUCUCUCUAUUCCAGAUUGUUCCUCAUCAUGAAGCAUUUGUUAACUUGAUAAAUUGAUUCGCUCAUAUUUUUUCUGUUCAUAAUAUAUUGUAAAAGUAUAGCAUCAUGAUAUGUGCUGCUUAUUCAGAAAAUAUAGUUAAUCUAUGUGUAUGUAAAUAUGAACAAUUUCUUCCAAAUUUGAGUUUUCUUCC